GUGUGCGCGCGACCGUCGUCGACGUCGAGUCAGAAAACUAGUUUACGCGCGCUCCGACUCAUAGGCGGACGCGUGCACGCGCUGAGUGAUCGACGCGGCGUAAGAGCGCCGCUCUUCAAUUCCUCAUAAUUAACGAUCUUCUGAAUUGUUUUUGGCGAUACGUCAGUCGUUUGAAUUAGCGAUGAAACAAGCAGUGGCAAGGUGUUGAUUGUGCGAGAGGUAGUGUAUGUAUUAUAUACGAUAGUGGAGCAGUGCAGCAAGGAUGGCGUCGUCGGCGGAGGGAAGCUUCGCACCAGUGUUUUUGUGAUUCAGAUUCGACGUCUCAGCAUCACAGACAUUUUCUAGUUUGACAAAACUCAAUGAUUAUGUCGUAUACAAACAUUCCAGACAAAGAUGAAUAAACAGUGUGGAACAAAGCUGGUGGUCGGUAGCAGCAGAAGCAACUUAUACAGCAGCAUCAGUGUUAGCGGUAGUCGUUGGAUUCGAAACAAAUGUAGAGGUGGCGAUAACCGAUCUGAAAAUUUCGUAUCAUUUGGCUUGUGAUAAGCCCGAGAAUCAGCACGCAGAUAUGCCCUUUGUACUACUGUCUUAAAUCCUCGCGCGCUGCGCAUCCUAAGGCAAGAAAACACGUACCCAAGUCGCGCGAGGAGCUGUAAGACUGGGAGUGCCGCAGGUAUUUAUAAAUAAUCGCAGUGCCAGGUGAUUAAGAGCGGAUACCGUACCGAAUGGACGUUGAAAUAUUGCACGCAGCUGCAUGCUAAAGUACUCUUCAGAAGAGGAUCGCAGCUCGGGGUAUUAUCAUGGAGGAGUCAGCGACAUCGAUGAUCGCCGCCCCGGCCGAGGACUGGCGUGACGAGAGCCUCGCUGUCUGGGAGGUAAUUGUGCUCGCCUUGAUUCUCACCACUACCUUCAUGGGUAACGUACUUGUACUUUUCGCCAUUUACCUGAAGAGAUGCAGAGGCAAGAGACAGAGACUCACAAGGAUGCAUUUCUUCGUGAUGCAUUUAAGUGUCGCCGAUUUGAUCACGGGAUUGCUGAACGUGUUACCCCAAUUGGCCUGGGAUGUAACCUUUAGGUUUCAGGGUGGUCCGAUACUCUGUAAAUUAGUCAAAUUUUGUCAACCACUAGGCUCUUACUUGAGUUCGUACGUGCUCAUAGCAACGGCCGUUGACAGAUAUCAUGCAAUUUGCUAUCCACUAAGCUACUGUAGAACAACGUCACGCCGAUCGAGAAUUACAGUUUACGUAGCAUGGCUGCUCGCUCUUCUCUUUUGUUUACCGCAGGUAUUUAUCUUCUCAUAUCAAGAGAUUUCCGCAGGUGUUUGGGACUGUUGGGCGACAUUUACCGUACCGUACGGAGAAAGAGCCUAUGUUACCUGGUAUAGUGUGACUGUUUUCUUACUUCCCUUUUGCGUGCUGACCUUCACCUACGCAGAAAUAUGCUGCAGUAUCUGGCGAAACCGCGAGGUCAUGGUACUAGCAAGCCACGAACGACAGCAGGCCCUUACAAAAGAGGGUCGCAGCCAAACCACCCUCAUAUCUAAAGCAAAGAUAAAUACUGUAAAACAGACGCUGGCCGUCGUUACACUAUAUGCGGCCUCUAGCAUACCAUUCGUGGGAUGUCAGUUAUGGGCAACGUGGGAUCCUUUCGCCUCGUCUUCAGCUUUCUUCGAUGGUCCAAUUUUUACGAUUCUGUCUUUGCUCAGCAGUCUAACAAGCUGCGUUAACCCCUGGAUUUACUUAACGUUUAGCUAUGAGCUGCGCGCUGCAUUGACGAAAUUUUUGCGCAGCUUGAUAAAACGAGACCGCACUUCAAGAUUUGAACGAGCAUCAAGCAAUGCUAAUUCAAACGAAACAAGGUCCUCCAAAAGGUCUUCCUUCAUUUCGAGAAUGUCUCGCUACACAAGUUUUAUCAUUUAUGGUCCAAUGCGAACGAUAGAAAUAGUAAAUAAACUGUAUAUAUAGUCAUUUAUCGUGACAUGUGUAUAUUAUGUAUAAAUGUCAAUUUUGUACCAUAGUGUGUACAUAAUUUUUUAAGUUAAUAUUACAUAAAAUUUAUUCUUUUA
Molecule: messenger RNA, 2065 nt
Organism: Nasonia vitripennis (jewel wasp)
Lineage: Eukaryota; Metazoa; Arthropoda; Insecta; Hymenoptera; Pteromalidae
Gene: ITR
Product: neuropeptide receptor
Exons: 7
Coding region: 801-1964 (387 amino acids)
Biological process (GO): G protein-coupled receptor signaling pathway
Cellular component (GO): membrane
Molecular function (GO): peptide binding; vasopressin receptor activity
Source: RefSeq, marked provisional